GGAUGAGUCUUGACAGCCAGAAAUGAAUACCAUACGGUCAGCGUGUACCAACUGCAGCAUCGCCAAGUAACACGAAUUCAAGCAGCUCAUCAAAUACUGGGUCGCAGAGCGGAACCCUAAGUACUAGUCUGAGUAAUACCAAUACAAACACAACAAUGGGUCCUAGUAACGGUACCCAACAGCAAGGCGAGCAAUUGUCCAAAACAAAUUUGUAUAUUAGAGGAUUGCAACAAGGCACAACCGAUAAGGAUUUAGUAACUAUGUGUGCACAAUAUGGAACAAUUAUAUCCACCAAGGCUAUUUUAGAUAAAACAACAAACAAAUGUAAAGGCUACGGCUUUGUCGAUUUCGAGUUGCCAGCAUACGCCGAGGGUGCCGUCAAGGGUCUGCAAGCAAAGGGCGUUCAAGCUCAGAUGGCCAAAGUGGGUAUCUGGGUGCUUCAUAGGCCGGCCAUUCAACAAGAACAGGAUCCCACAAAUUUGUACAUUGCAAAUUUGCCACCACAUUUCAAAGAGACGGACUUGGAAAAUAUGCUCUCGAAGUAUGGUCAAGUUGUGUCAACUCGCAUAUUGCGCGAUCAGCAAAUGAACUCAAAAGGAGUUGGCUUUGCACGUAUGGAGAGUCGCGAAAAGUGUGAACAAAUUAUUCAAAUAUUCAAUGGUAAUACAAUACAGGGUGCCAAAGAUCCACUUUUGGUUAAGUUUGCUGAUGGUGGUCCAAAAAAGAAGAAUCUCUACAAGAAUCCUGAUCCAAAUGCGCGAACGUGGCGUGAUCCCGCCGAAGGGAUACCGGUCACCUAUGAUCCGACAAUGCAACAAAAUGGUGUUAGUGUUAAUGUUGGCACUCCAAUCGGUGUGCCGUAUUCACGUUUUGGUGCACCACCAGUUAGUAGUUAUCCCAUGACAGCUGGGUCACAAUGGAUUCCUGGCUAUAUGAUGACGCAACCAAUACCUCAAGUUGAGGAUCAGUACAUGCAAAUGGCUGCUGCCCCACAGUUGGGAGUUGCCUCUUACAAACCGGACGCUGUCAAUCAGGUGCAACCACGUGGUAUCUCGAUGAUGGUCAGUGGUGAUCCGUCUGUGCCAUAUGGACCAAUGGUUCCACAACUAGCAACACUACAAAUUGGCAAUUCCAAUUUCUCUCCAUCAUUACAGUAUAUUAGUCCAACUUAUCCAUAUUAUGCACAACCAACAAUUAUUCCAACAAUGCCAAUGACAGAUUCCGAACAGGCUAGCACAGCUGCAUCACCCGAUGAGGCAUAUACACAGUAUCCACAUCCAGCCGCUCCCAAAUAGGUCAUCGCGAGAUGUAAUAUUAUGAUGCCGCGAUUGACGCUCUAAUGGGAGCUGGAAAUGGAAUCGGAUAAAUGCGAUAAACAACAACAUAUGCAGUAAUAGUAUAUGCAAUAAUAAUAAAACAAAAACAACAAGAUUGAAUACGGUGAGGAGAGACAAAACGAUAGCAACACACAACAACAAUACAACAUUAAACCAAUCUUUAAACAGAAGCAACAACAGGAACAGCAACAGCGACAAGGAAAUGGGCAACAACCAACAACCAACAACAAUAAAUGUAAACAAAUUAAGAAAACAAAUACAACAAUUGCUACUAUGAAAAUAUUAAAACUGGGAACAGAUUCCAAUAUUUAUUGCAGUUUACUGUAAUGAUCCAAAUGAAAGAAAAAGAAACCAAAACUAGAGAAGCAUAUGAAGAGAAUUAAACAAAAAAUAAUACUUUAUAUUUGUAUGCGAAAAUUAUGAUUCUGAAUGAGAGUAGUGAAACAUUUUAAAGAUAAAUCAUUAAAAUGAAGAGAAAUGUAAAGACUAAGCUAAACAUACACAUACACACAUACUUAAAGAUAAAACAAAAUCAAGAAGCAACGCGCAGAAAGCUAAGAGAGAAGCAAAGUAAAGUAAAAUGAGAUUUGUAUGCAAUGAGCAUAACUUGAAAUAAGAAGCGCCAAAUGAAGGAAAAGAAAAGAAGUUGCAUAGUAAAAGAUAAAAGAUAAAGCGUAUGAAAAAAAUUUGCAGAGUAUUAAACAACAGAAAAAUGGCUGCCCAGCAAUGAUCGAAUAGGCGCGUGUGCAAAUAAAUAAAGGGGGGGGGGGGGCGGGGUAUAGGCGAAAAGCGUAAUUUAUGGGAGAGGGAGGCGUAAAUGAUUGUAUUUUUGAGUAUUUAAUUAUGUAAUAAAAACGAAACUAAAUUAAAUGCUGGCCAGCCAACGGCAAUCAGAAGCGCCAAACCAUGUAUGUAAUCAAUAACUGAAUACCCGCAAAGAUGCAAGGAAUUUUGAAUGUAUUUAAUAGAGUACAUUAAAGUAUUUACAUACAUUUUGAAUGAGAUGAGUAGGAAGAAGAGGUGUGGACAGAAGAAUAGAAUGGAUUAAACCAAUUUAUUUAUUUAAUAAUAAAAGUAGAAAUCUUGGAUAAGAAGUAGCAGACGAUGAAGAAAAUGAAAGAGAAUUGUUGCAGAAAAGAAUGAUGAAUGAAGAAUGGAGAAUGAAGAAUAUAGGCAAACUUUACUGGAAAUUUUACACACAAUUGUUGAAUUUCUUUGAAUUUUUCAUUUUAUAAAUGACAUUUAACCGUUAUAUUUUUAUUUGUUACUUUUUGAAGAAAUUCAAACGCUAGUUUAUAACGAAACUACACAUUGAAAAAGAGUAUUUAAGUGGCAAUGAAAUUGAUGAUAAAUGCCGAUUUGCAUGAAGAAAGGAAUAAUAAUAAUAAUAAUAAUAGGACGAAGAAGACAUAAAAUAUAAAAGAAAAUCCACACUAAUACAUUGUACUUUCCGUCUCCAAUCGCAUACAUAAAUACGUACAUUUACUAUGUAUGAAAAUUUGUUAUAUACAUCCAUUUGUGUAAAAGGAUUUCUCAAGUUAAUGAAAACAUUUAUUAAAUGUUUAAGUUAAAAACAUUAUUAAACACUGAUGAUAAUAAAGAAUUCUUGGUCUAAGGAAGACGAAGCACACGAACAAUUGGUUGCGUGUGCGGUGUUGAAAUGAUAAUACAAUGCAAACUGGCGUAAAGCGUGAAACCAUUGCGGUUAAUAUUAUUAGGCGAACGGCUGUUGUGAGCGUUAAUUUUUAGGGAAGCAAAAAAAAACUACGAAAACAUUAAUGUUAAUUCAAAUCAAGUAGAGGGGAAAUGAGGACUAAAUUGCAUUUAAAAAAAAAAAAAACAAGAAAAGAUAAACAGUUAUUUUUAAUUUGGAAAUGAGAGUUUGUUUUACGACCAAGCUAAGCUAGCAAACAAAGAAAGAGAGGAGGUCCAAACAAUAAUGAGAUGGCAGUAGGCAUGCAAGCAGUAGUUGAAUACUUGAGUGAAUAUAAGCAAAAAGGGGGGCGUAAGGACAUGAUGAAGUUGGAGAAAAUGUUAACCGAAGAAAUGCUAAAGGACUCAAUUUUGUAGUGAAAAUUAGGCAAUUUUUGCUAAGAAAGAAAAACAUAAACAAGGAAAAACGAAAUUGUAGAAUUUUUUACAUACAGUGCAGAAAAACAGAAAGUAGGGCAUCGCCGAAAACAAAAAACCAAGAAAAAAAACAAAGAAAACUAAAAAGCUAUAAUUUGAACGAAAACGUUGAAACGUCAGAAGGAGCAAAGCGGAAAAACGGAGUAAACUGAAAUUAGUAGUAGAUUAGUAGUAGUAAAAAGGGAAUAAGUGCAUAGACUAGACUUAUGUAAGGUAAUUGCUGUAGCAUUAGUCUAACCAUAAGAAAGAGAGAAGAAGAAAAAAUUGUUUCUAUUUUUAAACUCCCUUCAGUAACUUUGCUGUAGCUUUAAGUGUAUUUUGUUAAGCUUUAGCGUCCUCUUCUUAAUUAAGUAUUAGUAAGACUCUUUUUUUAGUCUUAGUCAGUAACUAAGUAUAUUUGAAUUGAAUUGCAUUGAAGGUAAAUGGAAAGACAGAAGUUAUGGGCACGUAAGAGAAAAAUAUUAAAAUAUGUUUGUCAUAAAUGAUAGCAUACUUUUAAGACUGCUGCGGUGUUGUUGGAAAACACCUUACAGUUUAAUACAGACUUUGGCUCACUAAUUCGAUUACUUUGAAAAACUUGUUUUUUUUUUGUGGUAUUCUGGCGUUAUGUAUUUGCUUUUAAUUGCUUCGAUUUUUUCGUAGUAUGUGGAACUAGUUUCAACCUACGUAAACCCAAGCUGCACCCUUUGUAUACCAAAGCAAAGGCAAGUCGCGCUGAAAUGUUCCCUACAUUGUUUUCCAAUCGCAGUGCUUUUUAUGAACCAAAAAAUAUACGACUUUGAAGACAUUGAAAAGAAAAAAUGUUUGUUUGCAAAAAUAAAACUUAGAAACGUGAAAUAUUAACAAUCAUAAAAAAUGUAAAUUGAGUAGUCGAUCUAACAACGCGAAACAGUUUAACUGAUUUAGGAAUUAAUUAUAUUCACGCAUAUUAAGCAGAAACUACUGAAGGAGGUAACCAAAUCAAAUGAGGUAACCAGCAACAGUUAUUUUAAGCGGUUUUCGAGUUUAAUGAGCCAAAGUCCAUUAGGAUUUCAAAGUAGCAUAAGUGCAGAGGCGUGUAAAUUCUUUUUAAUUAAUUGUAAACUAUUAAAAUUUAUUGACCGUUAGAUGGUAAAAUGUUUUGUAAAUUUUCUUAAAUACAUAAUUACUAUUUACUUUA
Anastrepha obliqua is the source of this 4626-nucleotide messenger RNA. It is a transcript of the gene shep, whose product is annotated as protein alan shepard. The transcript has 9 exons. Gene Ontology annotation, cellular component: cytosol; ribonucleoprotein complex; nucleus. Lineage: Eukaryota; Metazoa; Arthropoda; Insecta; Diptera; Tephritidae. Gene Ontology annotation, molecular function: mRNA 3'-UTR binding; poly(A) binding; poly(U) RNA binding. The record is from RefSeq and is a predicted model, not a curated record. The coding region runs from base 156 to 1295 and encodes 379 amino acids.